Entrophospora sp. SA101 is the source of this 510-nucleotide messenger RNA. Lineage: Eukaryota; Fungi; Glomeromycota; Glomeromycetes; Entrophosporales; Entrophosporaceae. The record is from the annotation of a GenBank genome assembly.
AUGACAAAAGUUUCAUUAAGUAGCAAAAAAAAACCAGGACAAAAAUAUCAAAAUUCUUUUGCUUUUAAACCAAAUAAAAAUUCAAAGAAAUCAAAAAUAAUAAAUUCUUUGCCAAUUGAUGGAUUGUGUAAAAGAUGUAAAGAUAUUGUUGAAUGGAAAAAGAAAUAUAAAAAAUACAAAACAUUAACUGUUGCUAAAAAAUGCGUUAAUUGUAACGAGAAAAAUGUCAAAGAAGCUUACCACGUAUUAUGCAGUAAAUGUGCAUCAGGUAAAAAUGUCUGUGCAAAAUGUCAAGAAUCUAAUGAAAUUAUAAAAAGUGGUAUUAAAAGUGAUAAAGAAUUGUUAAGGGAACAACAAGAACAUGAAAAAUUUUUAUCAAAAUUGUCAGAACGUCAGAAGAGAUCUUAUUUACGAAAAUUAGAACGUGGCGAAACAUUCUCAUUACAAAAUAUACAAAUUGACAAAGAAAACGAUAACAGUGAUGGUGAUGAUAAUUUUAGUCAUAUGUAA